Molecule: messenger RNA, 1532 nt
Organism: Nanorana parkeri
Lineage: Eukaryota; Metazoa; Chordata; Amphibia; Anura; Dicroglossidae
Product: cytochrome P450 2A5-like
Exons: 9
Coding region: 28-1530 (500 amino acids)
Biological process (GO): xenobiotic metabolic process
Cellular component (GO): cytoplasm; intracellular membrane-bounded organelle
Molecular function (GO): oxidoreductase activity, acting on paired donors, with incorporation or reduction of molecular oxygen, reduced flavin or flavoprotein as one donor, and incorporation of one atom of oxygen; iron ion binding; heme binding
Source: RefSeq, a predicted model, not a curated record
CUAGAGCCGGGAUUCUGUUUUUCAGACAUGGAUGUCCUGACUCUGUCUCUCUGCUCAUUUCUGCUCUUCUACUUCAUUAUCACCAUAUGGAAAAUACAGAAGACACGGCUCAGGCUUCCCCCGGGACCGACCCCGCUGCCGUUUAUUGGUAAUCUGCUUCAAGUGAGCUUCGCGCUGUACCGAUUUUAUCCCAAGCUGGCCAAGCAGUAUGGACCCAUCUUCACUGUCUGGUUGGGUUCUAAACCAGUGGUUGUGCUUUGUGGAUAUACAGUUAUUAAAGAAGCCCUGAUCAACUACUCUCAUCAAUUCAGCGCCCGUGGACACUUAGCGGUGUCAGGGAGACUGGCACAAGGUUAUGGUAUUGUCACCACCAAUGGUGAACGAUGGCAGCAGGUUAGACGGUUUGCGGUGACAGCCCUUAGAAAUUUUGGAAUGGGGAAGCGAUCAAUGGAGGAGCGAGUGCAGGAGGAAUCCCGUCACCUAAUAAAGGCUAUAGAUGAUAUUGGAGGUGAAGCGUUCAAUCCUCUGGCAGUUGUCGGACGUGCAGUGAACAACGUGAUAAAUUUGGUGGUGUUCGGCCGGCGCUGGGACUACGAGGACGAGACCUUCCUGAAAUUUCUUUCCAUAGUUAACAAUCUGUUUACUUUCCUUCGAAGUCGUCUAGGAUUGGCAUACACUGCGUUUGACAGUCUAAUGAAGCAUCUUCCAGGUCCCCAUCAGAAGGUGUUUGCAGACUGCGAGCAUGUGAAAUCUUUCAUCAGGGAGGAAAUUGAAUCACACCGGAGAACCCUGGAUCCAGAGUCCCCCCGAGACUUCAUAGAUUGCUUCCUCAUCCAGGCCAACAAGGAGAAAGAUGUGAGAAGCAGCGAAUUGUGCCAAGAGAAUCUGCAGGCUUCCGUCUUCGAACUGUUCCUUGCUGGGACAGAAACGACAGCCAACAAUGUGCAAUUCAGCCUGUUGGUGAUGAUAAAACACCCGGACAUCCAAGAGAGGAUACAGGAGGAGAUAGACGCAGUCAUCGUGAUGGACAGACUGCCCUGCGUAGCUGACCGCUUCCAGAUGCCGUAUACCAAUGCCGUCAUUCAUGAGUUGAUGAGAUAUAUAGACAUUGUCCCAAUGGGGCUUGCUCGUAAAGUGACUGAGGACACCAACUUCCGAGGCUUCAUCCUCCCCAAGGGUACGACCGUAUUUCCCCUCCUUACUUCUGCACUAGCAGACCCGGAGUACUGGAAAGCACCUUAUGACUUUAAUCCGGAAAAUUUCCUGGAUGAGAAUGGGAAAUUCUGCCCACAGGAAGCUCUGAUUCCUUUCUCCACAGGGAAGAGGAUCUGCCCAGGGGAGAGUUUGGCCCGGAUGGAAAUCUUCCUCUUUCUCACUGCUUUGCUCCAGAAGUUCUCGUUCAAACCUGAAAACCCCACAGACACGUUCAACCUGGAUGUGCUCCGACGCACCUUCCGAAAACAAGGGCUUACCUACAAUCUGAGAGCCAUUCCCAGGACAAAGAAGAUAAAUGGACAUACAAGGCAAUGACA